AUGAAUAUCAGUCUAAGAUCCAGUCAAUCUUCCUAUGGAGACCCACGUUAUCUAUCUACCGCUACCGUCUCCGAUGUUCAUGUGCCUUCUCCGCUGGGAAAGACCCUCGUUGAUGGCUACCGUGAUGCGGCCAAUCCUCAGACCGAAGACCGGGCGCGGUACAAUCCGCUUAACCCCGGUCGCCCCCAGAGCUCAGUCCUUGUAAAUACCAAUGAUCCCUUCACAAUGUACCUAUUAGCGGAGACUGCUAUCGGAGACAGCGCCAACUAUGAGGUCCUUUCAUUCGAGGAAGUCGAAGCUCUAAAAAAGGAGCGUGCACUUUUGGGUACCCGGAUCGAAGGAACGAAACGAAAACUCGCAUUGGAGACCAAACUCCGCGACGCAGCACAGUCGAUCGGACGUCUAUACAGCCCGCCUAGUCCACGAAGCAGCGGAGAGUACGCAAAUGCAAAAUCACAUGGGAGAAGUCGGAGUAUCUUUAGCCGAAAUGGAACAGCUCAAGUCCUCGAUAAAAGCGACUCCGAGCUAGCAACGAGUCAGCGAAAGUGUGAGGAGUUGGCGCAAGAGCUCUGGAAACUCGAGCGUCGGUCUCAACAGAUUAGCCAGCGUUUGUUGGAACACACAGCGGGUGUCCUGCAGAUGACCCAUAAAGGUCUCAGGAAGACCCCAAAAACUCAAGAUGCUCAGGAAUCAGAUGAUCUUUACGACGGCCAUGAAUUUGAUGAUCGCCAUCUUUACCGAACUGCAGAGCAUAUGGAUAAUUAUGGCUUGAAUGGAAGAAUUGAUAUCAAUCCUGCUGUUGCAGCAGCAGAUCACGAGGCUAUGCAGGCGACGGAAACACGACUGGAGGAGCUGAGCCAACGCAUCUGUAACAUGAUGAUUCAAUCCUCCCCAGAUGAAUUUAUCGACCCUCCGCCGCAAUCGGAGGACUCGGCUGAUCCCACAGCUACUGUCGAGGCUCAUUUAGCCUAUAUCGAAAACGGCAUGAAUGCUCUUGCAGCUCGUCCGCCCCAGCCUCCUAUCAUGGGCCCUGGAACUGCACCUGAAGCUGAGGGUGCCUGGCGGCAACACUUGACCGUGAUCAACAAUCGGGUUCAGAGCAUUGUUGAUCGCUUUGGUCUGACUCGAUCACCAACUUUGCCUCCACCUCCUAGCGCAACCGAUGGUGAGGGUUUGGAGGCGCAGCUCGGAUACCUCCAAACUGGUGUGGAUGGCUUGGAAAGUCGCGUGGAUGCACUGCUGGAGCAGAAGAGCAUCUUGACCACACAGAUCCAGCAGCAGCGUGAACUCAACUCUAAGUCCGAUGCGGAGCGAGAUGCUCACAUCGGUGAUCUGACUGAGCAGCUCGCUCACAUGCGCAAGGACCUUGAGAUUUCUCAGCGUGACGGCAAGGCUUCGCACGAUGAAUUAACCGUGAUGCAGCAGCAGCUCGAAAGCAUGCGCGACAAUGGCUCUUCUCCGGAAGAGGCCAAGGCCGCUUUGGUGCAGGCUGAGGGCGAGGUUGCCCGUCUCCAGAGUGUGGUGGACUCUCUGCAAAACGAAGUUGAUGUCCGUGCACAGGAGGCACUGGAGGCUAGUCAAUACGCGGAGCAGCAGUCGGCACACAUGGAAUCCACUAUCAGGGAGGCUCGUGAAGAGUCCGAUGUUCGUGUGCAGGAAGCCGUUGCAGAGGCCGUGCAGGAGGCGAUUGAUCAUCGUGUGCAGGUUGAGAAUCAGCUGGCUGAAUCUGAGGUCCAACGUGCUGAGAUCGAGCGUCAACUUUCCGAGGCCGAAACUCGACAUGCUGAGGUUGAGCAUCAACGUGCUGAGAUCGAGCGUCAACUUUCCGAGGCCGAAACUCGACAUGCUGAGGUUGAGCAUCAACGUGCUGAGGUCGCGCGUCAACUUUCCGAGGCCGAAACUCGACAUGCUGAGGUUGAGCAUCAACGUGCUGAGAUCGAGCGUCAACUUUCCGAGGCCGAAACUCGACAUGCUGAGGUUGAGCAUCAACGUGCUGAGGUCGCGCGUCAACUUUCCGAGGCCGAAACUCGACAUGCUGAGGUUGAGCAUCAACGUGCUGAGGUCGCGCGUCAACUUGCCGAGGCCGAAAGUCAACUUGCUGACAUUGAGAAGCAUCACGCUGAGUUUGAUCAGCAAUUCACAGAGGCCAGGGAGAGCAGGGCGGAUUUCGAGGAGCAACUCGCAGAGGCUAAGGAGCGUCAGGCUGAGGCCGAAGAGCAACUUGCUGAAGCUCAAGAGAGUCGGAUUGAGGCUGAAGAACAACUUGCUCGCGUCGAGCAGCGCCAGGCUGAGACUGAGCACGAACUUGAGCACGCCGAAGAGCGUCGAGCCGAGAUUGAAGAUCAACUUGCUGAGGCCGAGAAACUGCUUGCCGAGGCUAAGGAGCGUCGAGAUGAGGCUGAGAGCCAGCUGGCUCAUGUCGAAGAGUACCGUACUGAGACUGAGAAUCAAAUCGCUCAAGCUGAUGAGCAGCGAGCCUUGGUUGCGGAGCAGCUUGCUGAAACCGAGCAGAAAUAUGCCGAGUUUGAGAACCAGCUUGCACAGGCUGAAGAGCAACGUGCACAGGCAGAGCAAAAUUCCGAGCGCCUGCAGAAUGAAAUGACUAAUCUCGAAGGCGAGGUCGUACGCAUUACGACUGAGCUGACGAUGGUCAAGGCAGAGCUGGACGGUGCUUACGGUACCCGAGCUCAGCGAGCCGCAGAGGUCGCCCUCAAUCCCGAAAUCCAGGCGGAGAUCGAUGCUCUCAACACCCGGAACAUCGAGAUGGCACAAGAACUCGCUGAGCUUCGUGGCAAGCAAGGUAGCGGUGACGUUCAGAAACGCGCUGAUACACUCGAACGGGAACUGCGGGAGACUCUGGAUGACUAUGAAGUUAUGACGAAGGCCAGCAUCGAGUUUGAGAAGGAGCGGGAGCGCUUCGAAGGUGUCAUCGACAGUCUUCGUGACCGCUGUGAGCAGCUGGAGACCCAGCUCAGUGAAGAACGUAUCAACUGGAUGAAUCUCAGCAGCCCGACAUCGAUGGGUCGUGAUCCUACUUUGGAGACAACCUCGACUAUGGUGCUGAAGAACGAAUUUAAGAAGAUGAUGCGUGAUACUCGAGCUGAAAAUAUUAAGAUUCUUAAGGCGGAGCAAGAAGAACGUCGCAGGAUUGAAGGGCUGUUGCGAGCCCUAAGAAAGGAACAUGCACAGGUUACGGGCAAACCAUUGCCCAGUCCUGUUGGAACCCCAUUAUGA
This is a messenger RNA of Penicillium malachiteum, 3234 nucleotides long. RefSeq names its product involucrin repeat protein. The record is from RefSeq and is a predicted model, not a curated record. The coding region runs from base 1 to 3234 and encodes 1077 amino acids. NCBI's taxonomy places the organism in Eukaryota, Fungi, Ascomycota, Eurotiomycetes, Eurotiales, Aspergillaceae. Gene Ontology annotation, cellular component: type III intermediate filament. The transcript has 3 exons.